Pichia membranifaciens NRRL Y-2026 is the source of this 2136-nucleotide messenger RNA. RefSeq lists its product as hypothetical. Gene Ontology annotation, biological process: iron ion transport; intracellular iron ion homeostasis; copper ion import. Gene Ontology annotation, cellular component: plasma membrane. The coding region runs from base 1 to 2136 and encodes 711 amino acids. Gene Ontology annotation, molecular function: ferric-chelate reductase activity. The record is from RefSeq and is a predicted model, not a curated record. The transcript has a single exon. Lineage: Eukaryota; Fungi; Ascomycota; Pichiomycetes; Pichiales; Pichiaceae.
AUGUACAUUCCAGAUCCAUGUGGUGCUGCUUGCUUUUCUUACUUUCAAGUAUUCAGUCUUGAGUGUUCUACUACUAUUGAAAAUGAAAGGCUAACCACACCAGGGUGCCGUUCAUCUAGCGAGCCGUAUAUGAGUAGUGUUGCAUGGUGCUGGGAGCUGCAAUGCACUAAUAAAACUAGUGUUAGUACUCAAAAAUUUAUUGAAGCUUGGAACACAAAACUUCCUUCUAACAACUUCUCUUUCUUUGAUGCUUUAAGCUCAGGGAAACCAAAAAACAGUUUAAAUGCUUCAAGCUCAAAAAUUAACCUCAAAGAACCAGCACUAGUUAAUGACACACUAUUCUACAUUUACUAUAAAUCAAGUAAAGACUUCUUGGAUUCUGAGACUUACCAUGCUAGAAUGGCAUUAUCUUUAGUAAUGAUCACUUGGUCCUUGGUAUUUUUUGGUACGCUCUAUAACAUCAAUGAAAAAUUUCAUCUGGACGAAAGGUACUUGCCCAAAACUGUUAGACUUUGUUUCCGUAAAUAUCUUUUGCUUCCAGCACUGUUUAAUGAAAAGUGUUGUGUUCCGAUAAAACUAAAUGAAGGGUUUCCCAUUGAUUAUGUUCCUCCAAGAAUUGUGGCAAUCACUAUCAUUUUUUACUAUAUCAUUAAUAUCAUUUUUUGUGCCGUUCCUUACAGGGGAUUCUGGGAAGAUCUUUCUAAUCCGCAUGAUACUGCCAGUUUGAUGUACACCUAUGUCGGUAAUAGAACAGGUGUUUUAUCCUUUGCUAAUAUCCCAAUCCUGAUAUUAUUUGCUUCACGGAACAAUAUUUUCCAAUGGUUAACGGGUUGGUCAUAUGCUACAUUUCAACACUUUCAUAGGCAUGUUUCAAUUAUUUGUGUUCUAGAGGCUUUUGUUCACUCUGUUUGCUAUACAAUCAAAUAUGUCAAAAAGCCUUAUAGUGCUCAUUAUUACGCAAAUGAAGCCGCUAAACCCUAUUUUUGGUGGGGAAUCUUGGCAACUGUUGCUUGUAGCUUAAUGCCCCCAUUGACUGUCUUAAAGAUAAGGAUUACAAGCUAUGAAUUCUUCCUUGUUACUCAUUAUAUCUUGUCAAUUCUUUUUGUAAUUGGGUGUGCUUACCAUAUAAAGAAAAGGUUCAGUACUGAAUGGGGCUAUAACUACUGGCUAUACUGCUCUUAUGCCGUUUGGGGGUUUGAUUUUUUUCUUAGAAUAUUGAGAUGUGUGCGUUUGAAAGUCAAAGGCUGCAAAAGCAAAGCCAUUGUUGAGAUUGUUGAUAUUGAAUCAAAAACUAUCAAAAUUACUUUUAAGAUUCGUGAUUUUUCACAAGACUGUGUUGGCAAUUACUAUUAUAUUUACUUCUUCACAAUAUUUCCAUUUUUUACAAGUCAUCCAUUCACUGUUGCGGAAUGGAAGGGUGCAGCUUUAAACUUCAAUAGUCCAGUCCAUGAAUGUACUACUGAAUCUGAAAAUGAAGAUAUGAUGAAAGAAAUAAAAAGUCAAGAACAAGCGAUUAAGCUCCCUCUUCCAUCCGCAUUAUCAUCAAACUACACCUUUUAUGUCCAAUGUUUGAAAGGCACUACAGGAAAGAUUUUUAAUAGAUUGGAACAAAACAAUUUUAACCCAUUUGAAAUAUUCUCUGUGUUGGAAGGACCAUAUGGCUCUUCUGAAAGAGAUGUAUUUCAGGACUAUGACUUUAUGAUACUUCUUACAGGUGGUAUUGGAAACACGGUAAUUAUUAACUACUUGCAGAGCUUCCUGGAUUAUAAAGAGCGGAAAUGUUUUAGGUCAUCGCAUGAUACUAAAAUCAGCAUUUUGCACCUUGACAGAUUCAAAGGAAGACUAAAUUUUUUGCGAGAGAAAUUGAAGGAUAUAGUUCCACCAGAUAGUUUUCCAGAUAUUGAGAUCCAACUACAUGAUACAAGCGCGGCUGGAAGAAUAGAUUUGAAAGAAUAUAUUUCCAAAAAAGUCGACAAAUUUGAAACUGAAUACUAUUCUGGAGUAAGGAGAAUUGGUGUUAUAUCAUGUGGUCCUGCAAAGUUCAAUGAUAUAUGUAGACGCACCUGUGUUGACUUGCAAGAGAAACUUUGUCAAGAAACCAUUAUAAGUUAUAUCACAGAUCCCUUUGAGUGGUGA